CAAAGUAAUGCCGUAAAGCCUUUUUGUCGUAAACCAGGUGCGGAGAAGAAGGGGAGGUGAAGGCAGCGAGGGAGGUGGUGGUGGUGGAGGAGGAGGGGGAGAGGGGGUGAGAGAGGAGGUGACUCUCCGGCAGCAUUUAGACACAACGAAAGGAUCAUGGCGGAUGGCCCCAGGUGUAAGCGCAGAAAGCAGGCGAACCCGAGGAGGACCAACGUGACCAACUACAACAAUGUGCUGGAGGCAGGCUCAGACUCAGACGAUGAGGACAAGCUGCACAUCGUGGAGGAGGAAGGCAGCCUGGCAGACGGGGCAGACUGCGACAGCACCCUGCCGGACGACGAGCACCCGAGCGUGCCGAGCUGGGACCCAGUGAAGGAGGACUGCGCUUCAGAUGGCGAGGAUGACGUGAGCACGGACGCCCUGGUGGAGGAGAUGCUCCAGCAAGGAGACACGGCCAUCAUCUACCCAGAGGCCCCAGACGAUGACCUCCAGCGCCAGGGCACUCCCGACGCCAGCGUCCAUGACGAGAACGGAACCCCGGAUUCGUUCUCCCAGCUGCUCACAUGCCCGUACUGCGCGCGGGGCUACAAGCGCUACAGCUCCCUGAAGGAGCACAUCAAGUACCGGCAUGAGAAGACAGAGGAGAGCUUCAGCUGCCCAGAGUGCAGCUACAGCUUCGCAUACCGCGCUCAGUUGGAGCGCCAUAUGAGCGUUCAUAAGGGAGGACGGGAUCAGAGGCACAUCACGCAGUCUGGAGGCAACCGGAAAUUCAAGUGCCCUGAAUGCGGCAAAGCAUUCAAGUACAAGCACCAUCUGAAGGAGCACCUCCGGAUUCACAGUGGAGAGAAACCCUAUGAGUGCUCCCACUGCAAGAAGCGCUUCUCCCACUCAGGCUCGUACAGUUCCCACAUCAGCAGUAAGAAGUGCAUCAGCGUCAUCUCAGUGAACAGCAGACAGCGCCUGGGGGGCAGCAGAAACCAGGCCCAGGGCUCAUCACCAGGGCUGCCCACAUCCCCUUCAGUCCACUGCGGACAGAUCAGGGACAAACUGGAGCACAACAAGCCCCUCCAGGAGCAGCUGCCCCUCAACCAGAUCAAGACAGAGCCUGUGGAUUACGAGUACAAGCCGGCGGUAAUAACACCUCCAGCCAUGGCCGCCAUCAAUGGCGGAGUGUUCAGCGGAGGUGCUGCUGCCCCUCUGCAGGGUACUGUACAGGCGGUGGUUCUGCCCACAGUGGGGUUGGUGUCCCCCAUCAGCAUCAACCUGGCAGACCUACAGAAUGCCCUCAAGGUGGCAGUGGACGGUAACGUGAUACGGCAGGUGCUGGAAAACAACGCCAAAGGCCAGGUGAACUCAGGCCUCACCACUCAAAUGCUGCACCCCCCUCAGCAGCAGCUCAUCUCAGCCAUUAGUCUGCCGAUCGUAGGGCAGGACGGGAAUGCAAAACUUAUUAUAAAUUACAGUCUGGACCCCAACCAGGGCCAGCUCACGCCCCAUAACCUAAAGAAAGAGCCAGUGUCUCCGGCUCAGAGUGCCGCUGACUCUAUCAAGUCCCAGAAACUCCCAGAGGAUCUUUCAGUCAGAGGCAGCAGGGACCAGGCACAGCAAAAAGAGGAAAAGACCACUACAACCUGUCUACUGUGUGAGAACUGUCCAGGGGGGCUGGAAGCACUCCAUGCUCUCAAGCACUGCAAGAAAGAGGAUCUCAGACUGAACGGAGCAGGUUUAGAUAAAUCUGAAGCCGUUGUUGCCUUGCUGUCAGACGGAGGACUCUGCAACCACCCCAAGAACCUCCUCUCCCUUCUCAAGGCCUAUUUCGCCUUAAAUGCCGAGCCCUCCAAGGACGAGCUGGUCAAGAUCUCUGACUCAGUCAAUCUGCCCAUCCAUGUAGUAAAGAAGUGGUUUAGCAAAAUGCAGCAGGGUCAGAUAUCCCUGGGCGCCCCAACACCCCCAUCAGAAGAGGAAGACUCCUGUGAAGCUCACAGUGUGGUAUCACUGGUCCCAGGAAAGGACACAGCCACUAUAAGCAGAUCUGUGAGUCAGGAUAGCCCCACAGAGGCUACGCCAGCAGAGGUCAACGGCACUCACAGCUCACCGGCCUCGCCCUCGCCACUUAACCUUACAGCUGGCGGUCCCACCCAAGCUGACACCCCUGAGAGCACUGAGGGACCCCUGGACCUGUCGCUGCCAAAGCCAGCCAGAGAAGAAGCAGAGAGCAUGGCGCCUGCAGCCCGAGUUUACCCCUCUGCUUCCUCCUGCCAGACCACUGAGGAGGAACCUCUCAACUUAACUUGCACAAAGAAGGACACGUCACCACUCUCAGCCAUGGGGGGAAGCCCCCUUGCACUGUACACCAACCAGCCAAGUGCCAAACCCCUCGAUAUUGUAACCACAAUGCAAUGCCUGCGAGCACUAACCAACAACAGCAGCAAACAGACGAUCCUGAUCCCCCAGCUGGCUUACACAUACACCACUACAGCUAACAGCCCUGCAGGGACAGAGACGCACGAAACCAUCCAUCUCAAUGGAAUCAAGGAGGAGAGACUGGAUCUGGGCUCAGAGGGAUUCUCGGUCGUGGACGAGCAGAACGACUCCGACUCGGGCCCAGCGAGGAAGAAGAUGAAGAAGACGGACAGCGGCAUGUACGCCUGCGACCUGUGUGACAAGAUCUUCCAAAAGAGCAGCUCGCUACUGAGACACAAAUACGAGCACACAGGGAAGCGACCUCACGAGUGCAGCAUCUGCAGCAAGGCCUUCAAACACAAACACCACCUGAUCGAACACAUGCGCCUCCACUCGGGGGAGAAGCCGUACCAGUGCGACAAGUGCGGCAAGCGCUUCUCCCACUCGGGCUCCUACUCCCAGCACAUGAACCACCGCUACUCCUACUGCAAGAAGGAGACGCAGAGCCAGGCCGGAGGACGGGAGAGCCCCGCGGAGGAGGACGGCGAGGUCCCCGCAGAGCGGCAGAGGCAGGACACGGCGCCCUCCCUACUGGACUCAGACGAGCGAGGGAGCAGCACCAGGGAGGACGAAGAGAGCGAGGAGGAGGAGGACGAGGGAGUGGUGGACAUGAACGACAUCCAGGUGGUUCAGAUAGAGGAUGAGGAGGAGGAGGACAAAGAGGAGAGGAAGGAGGAGCAGAUGGAGACCGAGAGAGAGGACGGAACAUUAGAGACGGAGGAGAAAGAGGAAGUCGACACGAGGCAGGAGGAGGAGGAGAAUGAGGAGGAGAGCAACGCCGAUAAAGAUGAGGUGACAGAUAAGGAGGGAGGUGGAGCCGAGGAGGCGGGCGGGGAGGUCCAGGAGGAGAGCAGCGGCGAAACGAACCGGAGCGGGGUUUCUCAGGACGAGAAGGAGACGCCGGAGGAGAAAGCGGACACAGACUGAAGCAGGAAGUGGGCUUCUCCCUGCGACACAAUCAGACUCCCUCCUCGCCCCGAGCCGAGGACCGGCGUCCGCUCAGACACUUCACUACUGUGUAGAAAUCCAGGUGUGCCUGAAAAAAUACUAGAGACUUUUCCCCACAGGAGAACGUCUCCCUCUGUUUGAAGAACCAUUAGUAAAACAGAAAGGCGGAGAAGAAGAAGAGGAAUUUUAACGAACGAGAGACAUGCAUUAUACAGACUUUGGAAGCUAGAGCCGACACGUUUUAGAUAAUGUUUUAUUACUAAAACACCUUGGGUCCUUUCUUUUUAUCAGUGUUACUAAUUUUAUCACUCAUAUUUUAACCUUUAAAAGCUGUACAGUUGGGAGAUAUUUCUAUAUCUUUUUAUUGCCAAUGAACAAAAAAAAAGUCAGUAUUUUGUUAAGUUGGAAGAAAGAAAAAAAAAAGACAAAUCCUGUGCACUACAAGUGGCUCAGUUUACCUCCAGGCUGAGUUUUGUUGAACCCGUCAGUAUUAUCACGCCGUUUAGCAUUACAGUUCAGAUUUCUGCUGUUGUGGUCGGACUGAGAGCCUUAAGAGAGCCAACGGGUUUUAGAACCAGGCAGUAUUGAUGUUCUUUAUUUGUGUCUGUCAAACUUGGCCAAAUCAUAAUCAAUUCCAUUUCUGAGUGAUGAGAAGUGAGCAUCAGUAGAGACGGUUCCAGAAAAGACUCAAAACUCUUCCCAAACAAAACCCCAAAGCUGUUUUAGGCCCAUUAGUAUAACUGUAAAAGAAUGGAUGGAUGGAUGGAUGGAUGGAUGGAUGGAUGGAUGGAUGGAUGGAUGGAUGGAUGGAUGGAUGGAUGGAUGGAUGGAUGGAUGGAUGGAUGGAUGGAUG
Molecule: messenger RNA, 4264 nt
Organism: Poeciliopsis prolifica (blackstripe livebearer)
Lineage: Eukaryota; Metazoa; Chordata; Actinopteri; Cyprinodontiformes; Poeciliidae
Gene: zeb1b
Product: zinc finger E-box binding homeobox 1b
Exons: 8
Coding region: 157-3390 (1077 amino acids)
Biological process (GO): anatomical structure development; regulation of transcription by RNA polymerase II
Molecular function (GO): RNA polymerase II cis-regulatory region sequence-specific DNA binding; DNA-binding transcription factor activity, RNA polymerase II-specific
Source: RefSeq, a predicted model, not a curated record